AUGCAUUUCCUGGGCCAUCGCCGCACGGCGUCGCAGCAGAGCAUUGGUGAACAAAAGCAACAACAGCCGCAUCAACAGCGUCACCACCAGCACCGAUUGAGUGCAACUUCAGCGCUAUGGCAGGCGGCACAGGCCUUAGGCUCCAUUGGGGCCCCUGCCACGGCCGCCACAGCCGCUACGGCCAUCGACACCCGCCCGCCGCUGCCCAAUACACUGCCCUCAUCGUCUUCCUUGUCAACCAGCUCGAAGUUGCAGUCACAGCCUGAAAACCAGCACCAGCAGCAGGAGCAGGAGCCUGGACAGCAGGAGCACCACAACAGCCACUAUCAGCUGCAACAGCAAGAGCACCAGCAACGGCAGCAGCAGGACCACCACCACUACCUGCCACCCAACCACAACCCCAAUCAUCCUUCUCUAACAAUUUCGUCUUCUCCAACUUCAUCUCCUCAAUUCUCUCAAGGAGCCGCGACUGCGACUGGGCCACCUGUGCCCAAGAAACACGCCGUCGCCAACUUCUUCUACGAGGACGACUCCGAGCACCUCCAUCACCACGACCGCAAUCUCAACAGCAUCGCCGACGCCGCCGCUGCCCCUCCUGCCGCCCCUCCUGCCGCUACCGCUGCCGACUCCGCUUCGUCCCGCUCUCUCCAGCCUAAUCACCCUCACUCUUACUCCCAUUCCCAUUCCCACUCCUACUCAUACUCGCACUCCCCAUCCUAUCAUUCCCUCUCCCACUCAGAUUCCCGACAGCAGCGUGCUUCCAUCCCCCCUGCGUUGCUUCCGGUACUACAUGGCCAGCAGCUGCAUUGGGAUUCGACAUAUUCGCUGCCCGCCCACCCCAUUGCGACUGAGACAUCAGCGCCGACGGGCCAUUCCUCCUCCGUCACAUCGCCCUCCACGCCCUCUCACGCGCACUCUUCCUCUGUCGCGGCCAUGAACCAGCAACCCCAACCUACACAACAGCAGCAGCAACAACAGCCGCCGCCGCCGCAGCAGCAGCAGCAACAACAGUUUCCUCCUGCUGCACCGCGCAGAACAGGCACCUACAGCUCGCAACACGACGAAUUGCACAUGCCUGCUGGCAUGAUCCAGCACGGCCAGUUGUCACCCCGCGAAUACUCUUCAGCCACCACCUCCGCCGCUCCCCAGAUCAAGCUGGACCAGGCCUCCCCGAGCGCCUCCCAGUUCCAGAGCACAUCGUCGGUGCCCAACGUUCUACAACCUGGCGGAGCCGGUGGUCGUCCCCCCGCUAUCACUGCCAACACUGCGCCUACCCUGGCCAGCAUGCAACCCACCAUGCCUCAGCAGUCUCAGGACUAUUCGACGCCUUCGAAACCAAACUUGAACCUAUCUCACAGCUACUCCCGCUCCUCCCCUGCUGCCGGUUACGAAGGCGCUGCGACAUUUGCGCCCUAUACCCCCACGACCCCGAGCGGGUCGGGCUCUCAAUUCAUGUCGCCGCCAGACCCCAAGUAUAAUGCCCCGGGUUCGCAGCGCAACAUCUCCAACACCCCACUAGGCCUGGCUGAUAUCCGGCCUCGCGCGGACUCUAGCAUGUCAGAUGGUGUUCCUGGCAGCGUCGCUUAUGAGCUCGCCAAUGCCCAGCCCGGCACGAGCAAUUAUCUCGCUCCGUGGGCACUUUAUGCAUUUGAUUGGUGCAAGUGGCCUCCUCAAGGCAAUGGGGCCGGAAAGCUCGCCGUUGGAAGUUAUUUGGAGGACGGGCACAAUUUCAUUCAAAUCCUCGAUACCCAGAUGGUGCCAACCCCCAAUGACGUCUACCAGCCUGGCACUUCCAAGUACAAUCUUGAGUUUUCAAAGGUCGCCGAGGCCACACAUUCUUAUCCUGUGACGCGCUUGCUGUGGGAGCCACCUUCCUCUCAGAAGCAGUCAACGGACCUACUAGCGACCUCCGGGGACCACCUUCGCCUGUGGUCUCUGCCCUCUGAAAGUCCCGCUUCGCAGAGCAACUCAAUCAACCGACAGGGCAGGGAGCCUGCCGUCACGAAGCUGACACCUCUGGCUCUGCUCUCCAACUCCAAAACUCCCGAUCACACUGCGCCGCUUACUUCUUUGGACUGGAACACGGUCUCCCCAAGCUUGAUCAUCACAUCAAGUAUAGAUACCACCUGCACGAUUUGGGAUAUUCCUUCGUUGACCGCAAAAACGCAAUUGAUCGCCCACGACAAAGAGGUGUAUGACGUACGAUUUUGCGCCAAUAGUGUGGACGUGUUUGUGAGCUGUGGACAGGAUGGCAGUGUCCGUAUGUUUGAUUUACGCAGUCUUGAACAUAGUACCAUCAUUUACGAACCCACGGGCAAGGAUGAAAGAGGUAUACUUUUAUCCGACUUGACAUUUCAACGUGCCUUACUAACCCAAGAUGUUAGAUAUCAAUGGCGGGCGUAUCAGUCCCACUCUGGCGCAGCAAACCAUGUCCAACCCUCCCCCCUUACUGAGAUUAGCAACCUCACCUCACGAUACCCACUUGCUGGCUACAUUCGCGCAAGACUCUAA
Colletotrichum truncatum is the source of this 2511-nucleotide messenger RNA. Lineage: Eukaryota; Fungi; Ascomycota; Sordariomycetes; Glomerellales; Glomerellaceae. The record is from RefSeq and is a predicted model, not a curated record.